Molecule: messenger RNA, 780 nt
Organism: Closterium sp. Yama58-4
Lineage: Eukaryota; Viridiplantae; Streptophyta; Zygnematophyceae; Desmidiales; Closteriaceae
Source: the annotation of a GenBank genome assembly
AUGCUGCUGACAGUGUUUCUCUCAACCACGGAUGGCAGUGUCUCUCUCAACCACCAUCUCCCAGUCUUUCGCUAUCCCCACAUCGCUCUCCCUUUCCCUCCACCUUCGCCCCUCCCCACCCACAGUGACUUUAGUGAGACGGAGAUCACGGGAGGCAUCCCCCCCUUCUUCGGAAAAGAGUUUACUUCCUCUCCACCUGUUGAGGCUGACUUAAGUGAGACAGAAAUUUCGGGAGGCAUUCCCGCGUUCUUCUCCGCCUUUGGAAAGCUCGUGUCCCUAUCUAUUGGCAGCACGAGCAUCAGUGGCAACAUUCCACGUGGCUUCAGCAGACUGGUCAACCUGCAAGCCCUGCGUCUGAACAACAACUUGCUGAGCGGCUUCCUUCCCGACCUCGGUGCUGCAAAGAGCCUCCGGCAAGUUGACGUCAGCAGCAACUUCUUUUCCGGUGCCCUCCCACCCUCCCUCGCGUCAAUCUCCAACCUCAUAAUCACCGGCAACUAUUUCUCGGGCAGCACGGCCUCUUUUCCCUGCCCGGACCCCGACGCUCUCUCGUUCAACUGCUUCUCAUCGGUCCCCGCCAAGUGCAAGGCAGCUAUCACACCUCGUCCUGCUAACAGGUGUCGGGAGUUUUGUGGGACAGGGACGAAAGCAGGCACGUGUGGGGGGCAUGGCGUGUGCAGGCCUGCUUGGAAGGGAAGUAAUCUGCUGUUCUCAUGCCAGUGCUUUAAGGGGUUUGUGGCUAGCAAGAAUGGACUGACGUGUGAAGCGAAGAGCAGCUGA